Molecule: messenger RNA, 7701 nt
Organism: Anastrepha obliqua
Lineage: Eukaryota; Metazoa; Arthropoda; Insecta; Diptera; Tephritidae
Product: transcription factor SPT20 homolog
Exons: 8
Coding region: 711-3101 (796 amino acids)
Biological process (GO): regulation of transcription by RNA polymerase II
Cellular component (GO): nucleus
Molecular function (GO): DNA-binding transcription factor activity, RNA polymerase II-specific; RNA polymerase II cis-regulatory region sequence-specific DNA binding; zinc ion binding
Source: RefSeq, a predicted model, not a curated record
GGAGGUGGCGGCCAGCUGGCAGCAGGAAGGCAGUAGGCCGGAAAUAUCAUUGGUCAAAAUAUUUAACUGCCGCAUAUUAACUGCAGAGUGCAAAGUGCAUUUGCAAAACAACAACAGCAACAACAACAACAACAAUAAUAAGAAUAGCAAUGCCAAGAAAUUAUUUUCAGUGUACAUUUGCAGAAGUUGAACUUUCCGAAAAAGGAAAAAAUCGAAGAAGUGCACAGUGCAGAGUUUUUCAAGUGGUUUGAGAAGUGAAAUUGCAUCAAUGCAAUAACAAAAGAGAAAAAAAGCAAGAAAUACUAAAAAAAUAUUCAAAUCAAAUAAGCAAAUAAUGAACAUAAUAAAUACACAAUCUGUGAGUGUACAAGUGUGCGUGUGUGUGUGUAAAAAGUGGAAAAGUAUAAAAAUUAGCGAUUUUUGCAAUGCAAUGCCCAUCUCCAUUAGUGCGAGUAUUACUCAUUAGCAGCACCAGCAGCAGUAGCGCCAGUAAUGUAAUCGUCAUCAAAUGACAAAUUCCUCUGCAGUGCAUUGCAUUUUGCUGCGCGGCUGGAAUAAGUAAACAAACUUUUGUGGAAAAAGAUUUCAAUCCAAAAAUUACGAAAAGUAAUGCGAUAAUAUCUUAGGCACCGGAUGCCUGUUUUACGACAGUAAAAGAAAAUAGAAGAAAAACAAACCAAAGUAUAAGUAGUAGCAAAACAAGUCUAGUUAUGUUGAACUCCAACAAUACACAACAGUCGCAGCAACAACAACAACAACAACAACAAUCACAAUCAACACAGCAACACCACGCGCAGCACCAACAUCAGCAUCAGCUUCAACAACAUAACACACAGCAACAGCAACAACAAACACAACAAGUAUACAACGGCGAUUUGAACUUCACCACAUUCGCUGAACUUUGUCGCCUCUGCUCAAUACGAAAUGGUCCCGCCAAAAUUCAUCUAUUCGAAAAAGAAGCGGAGCAGAGGAAUUUGGUCUACAAACUGCGCACGCUAAUGUCAACAAAUAUAUCCAAGGACGACUACCUUCCAAAGAAUAUCUGUGAGCAGUGCGUGCACAAAGUGGAGCAACUGUUUGAUUGGCGACAAUCGUCUUUGCAGAUUGAAAAUGUUCUGCAGAAUUACGCGGACUCGAUGAGAGCAGUGACGGCAACAAUUAAUUUUCAGGACGGUACCGUUAAUAUGGAUAAAAUGACGGUUGCCCAAAAGAAUGCAUACCUUGAGGCGCACAUGGCAGUCCAGCAACAAAUGGCGCAAGCAGCAAUACAAUUUAAGCAACAGCAACAACAGCAGCAGCAAACGUCCACGAAUUCUGCACAACAACAACAACAGCAACAGAAUUCCCCCACAACCAAUAAUAACAAUAAUAACAACAACAAUUCGACACAGCAGCAAUUGCAGCAGCAACAACAACAACAACAGCAGCAACAGCAACAGCAAGCACAUUAUGCCAGUACGAUUAAGGUCCCACAAAUAAGUUCCUCCAGUUCGGGUGGUGCGGAGAGCACUUUUACUGUACCCGAUGAUGUGGGGAUGGGUUUCGAGGGUGGUGUACGUGUGCUACAAAGUUUAGGUAGUUGGUCACCGGAUAAUGUUACCUACAAUAUACCUAAACCGAAUCUUAUACCAUUCACCGAACCCUACGUCGAGGGUGGCUCCAUGCAUCCGGCCAGCCGACUCAAGGCACUGCAACAGGUGCAACAAGCCUCCUCGGGUGUGCGCAAAACGAAUCCAUCUAAAAAUCCAAACAAUAAGGCUUUCGAAUGUACUGUGUGCGGCAAAGGACUCGCCAGAAAGGACAAGCUGACAAUACAUAUGCGCAUCCAUACGGGCGAGAAACCUUAUAUUUGUGAAGUGUGCAAUAAAGCAUUCGCUAGACGCGAUAAACUUGUGAUUCAUAUGAAUAAAUUUAAACAUGUGACGCCCACGAAUAUAGCGCCAUUGGGCAAGCGGCUAAAUAAUAUGGUGAAGAAGAAAGAGCCUGAGCCCGAGGACAAUAAACAAAAUCUGGAAUUGCAACUGCAACAACAGGCCGUACAAGUGGCAACACAAAAUAUUAUAGUGCAAACGACCAGUGGCCAGCAUAGUACACAAACCACAGCUAUACCGGGCAUCAUUAUACCGCAUCACCAUCAGCAACAGUUGUCAUGGACUUGUGAGCUAUGCGGACGCAUGUUCUCGAGUCGGGACGAGUGGACAUUGCAUGCCAAGAGCCAUCUAGAGGUGAGUUGGUUGACGGGGAAAAGUGAAACAAAAACAGCAAUAGCCAAUGCGGUAAAGCAACGCAGCUUUCAAACUGAGUCCAAUUCGAAUACAGUGCAGGCCGAGGCACGUAGAGAGAAAAUAAUUAUUCAAAAUCAAAUGAUUAUAAGCACACAACAGCAACAGCAGCAACAACAACAACAACCGCAGCAGCAGCAACAACAGCAACAGUCACAUAUUAGUAAAAAGUUUAAGAAGCUCACACAACCGUCAACUUUAUUUUCUACAACGGCGGCAAUGUUGAACAACAGCAACAACAACAACAUGAGUAGUAUCAAUAGCAGCAAUAACAACAACAAUAGUAACAACAAUCGCAAUCAAAAUGAAAUUUCCCAUUUAUUUGCACACUCCCCCACGGCAGCCACAUACGUCCAAGCGCAACUAAACGACAUCAAUUUCACUCCAGAUAACCGGUCUGUUAACGCCAACGUUACCAACAGCAUUGCCGCUUCUGUUAAUAACACCAACGCCAACGCCAACACCAACGCCAAUACCAACGUCAACGCCAACGUCAACACAAUUUCAAAUAGCAACAUCAACUCGAAUGCCACUAUCGCCACCAAUACGACAAACACCACCACUGGCGGUAGCGGUGGCAAUACGGCCGGUGUACCGGUCGUCACCUACAAUGGCAAUCAGUAUUGUGUAAUCACACGAAAUGAUGCGGGCGCCGCAGAGAAAUCGGAAUUGCUACAAAUUCAUGGCCAAUUCACCACCGACAAGGAGGGCAAAACGAAUAUCAUUCUGAUGUCGCCGGUAUCAGCGAUGCCCGUUUCGGUGCCAAUGCAAAUGCAGAUGCACGUGCCAAUGCAGGUGGAGGUGCAAAAUCCGAAUUGAAUGCAAAUUGGGCGGCACGACAACAGGUGGGCGGUGUAACGAAAUGGCUUACCAGGAAUGGAAGGAGUGUAUUUAUUGGCGGUAAUUGUAGGAAGCCAGAAGGCAGCGGACAAACAACCUAUCGGGCAGCUUGGCUGCCUGGCAGUGAGGAAGGCAGAGUGAUUGUAAACGAGAAAUCGAAAUCAACAAAUUAAAUGGUUUUCCAAAUUUCUACUUUUUAGCUUAAGUGGAAGGCAUUAAAUUAGAGUGGAAACUAGUAAUACUAACAUUUUAAGAGGUUAGUCUCGUAUAUACACAAGCAUUAUACCCAAUGCACAUGCAGAGUCGGUAGUAAAUAGAUUUCACUGAGUUAUGGUUAAUAUGCCGAACGGCAGAUAUUUUUUAUGAGGAGCUUUUUGCAUGGCAGAAAUACACUCGGAGUUUUACCAUUGCCUGCCGAGGGGCGACCGCUAUUAGAAACAACUUUUUCUUCAUUUUGGUUUUUCACCGAGAUAUGAACCUACGUUCUCUCUGAAUUCCGAAUGGUACUCACGCACCAACCCAUUCAGCUGCAGCGGUAGUCCAAUAUUACGCCCAGGUAUUUCUGCUGGGUACUCCGACGAGCAAGACUAAGGUCUUUUGCCCUAACCCACUAUUAAUUCGAACUACUACAAUAAACGGCAGUUAGAUUCAUUGCAGUCACGGUGAAGUUAUUGCAGAUGUUCUGCGGCUGCUUCUUGGAACCACACCACAUCAAAAUCUGUUUUUUACCCAGCGUACAUAAGACUUCACAGAUGGGAACCAGGAAAAUGGAUUCUUGUGGUACUACAUUGGCUAAUGAAUGGUUCUUACGCCUUCAAUUGUAUCAAGCGGGAGGGCCAUACCAUCAAAUUAGCUCAGCAUAGGUUGGAUUAGGUUAGGUGAAGUGGCUGUCCUUCGAUGUACAUAGGGCAGUUAGAGACCAUUAGAACUACCCUAAACUUACUCUACUUGGUUCUCUUUAAACCAUGGUGUGGCUUUGAAAAAGCUGGCUAUACUAGCUAGUUUGAGAUUCGUAAUAUCCGCAAUGUUGUCCAGAAAAGCGAGACCGAGCAUUCCCAAUCGUCUUCUUUACAGAGCCAUGCACCCGCAUACAAGGUGUUCGACUGUCUUCUAUAUCGUCACAUCUUCUACAAUAGUCAUUUUAUGGUGCCCCUAAUCUACUGGCAUGUCUUCCUAUUACAUAGUGCCCAGAUAGGUCAUCUACUAUGAUUCUUAGAUCCUUCGUACUUAAUUUGAGUAGAUUCUUAGUGCGACCCAUUCGGGCCACGUUUGUCGGUUGAUAGCGUAGGUAUUUAACUGUUGUCGGUUGGAAUUUGCAAUUGUAAUGAUGUGCAUGCCUAUUAAAAGUUUAUAUGUUGCAAAGGGUAUGGGUAUGUCGACCUUGUCUGCCUAGUUUGGAGCAAGGAAAUCAAUCUAUCUAACUCACUUGCCUUACAGUACCCUAUCUCGUGGCAUCCAGAGUAGAUUAACAGAAAUAGAAAAAUGCAGCUCAGCAUAACAUUUAUUAAAUAGUGAGCAGUACUAAUUCCCUACAAAACCUUGCUUUUACUAACCGAGUUUCCGGUAUUGAAAACUUUUUUCAUGGCCAGUGCUAACAGAGCCAUUGUUUUUCAGUGUCUACCCUUUUCCAUGCUUUGUCACUCACCGAAGAUUUUCCAAUAACUACAAUCUUCCUCAUGGUGUGGAUUGUUCUCUCUUGGAAAACCUUUCGAGAGUAAAAAAGCAUAGCUUAUUUUAUGUUAGCCUGGUUGACAACAAGCCACGCAUAGACCUUUUAGACCCUAGCUAUAUCAGAUGGAGACCGACCUCUAUGAAUAUCGAAAGUAUACAUCAUGCAGGAUAUCAGCGCUUUUGGCGAAGACCCUCAACCAAUGGGGCUCUCAGGCAUUUUAAACGCGUUUUUAAUAAAAAGCAUAAGUGCUCGGCAUAUUUGACUCGGCAUUGUGAAUUGCACUUGGUCGCCUUUUUCACUCUUUCAAACACUUGGUUUGUGUAACCAUUAUAACUGAGCAUGAAGCGCGUUGGGUAUAGAAAAAUAAAUACAAAAUUACACAUAUGUGAGUUGGGAGAAAUUGCAAUGUAGGAAAUUGGUUCGCUAUUAAGAUGUCUGUAAUAAUAGUUCAAAAAAGUAAAAAGAAAUAAAAAAAAAAUAAAAAAAUGAAAUUCAAGCAUUGCAAGUAUGCAUUAAAAAUGUCUCUCUAUGGUUCGUUUCGUUAUCUGCAAAGUUUUAAAUUUUAAAUGUAAUUGUAUAGACUCGUAAGUUUGAAACUGUAAAUUGAUUUCAGAGAAGAAGUUUGAGUAUUUGCUUUUCACAGCAUUAGGCUGACUCCAAAAAAAAAAUAAAAUAAAAAAAAAAUAUUAUAAAAAAUUAAAAAAAAAUAAAAAAUCCCAAAAAAACUUACAAAUAAAAUAAAAGUCACCUAAAAACGAAAUGCAAAGAACCAAAAAAGUGAAUGCCAUGAUGUUGCAAUAGCUACACAUUUAAAUCUAACUAGUUAAGAAUUAACUAGUUAAGAAUAAUUUAUUUAUGUACAACUAAAAAAUAUAAGCUAAAAGAAAAAGUUUGUAAAUAAUUUAAUGAAUUAGAAACACAAAAUACAAUUAAACUACUCUAAAACAUAAAUAAAAGAAAAAAGAAAAGAAUUAUUGUAUCUACCAAAGAAAAACAGCGCCAUUUACUUAUAAAAAAGAAAAACAGAGUCAAGCGAAACACGUACAUAUGUAUGUGUGCAUGUACGUAUGUAGUAGCACCCACAAAAUUUUGCAUACGCGCUUUUUAAAAUAACUUUAAAAUGAAAUUUGUAAAUGAUUUUAUAGUGACGAGAGGAAUCCAGCUCUAAAAAGUUGAGCAUAAAAUGUAUCCUUAAAUAGCCCUCAUAAAUUUAAAAGAAGAAAAACAAAAAACUAUGUUUGUGUAUGAGUAGUAUUAAGAAAAACUUUAAGUACAUAUCUGGGAUAAGAAAAGAAGAAAAUAUAGAGCACUCUUAAACAAUCGGCAGUUAGCUAAACCUUCUUUGUAUUUACAUACAUUUAUGGAAAACAAAUUGUUUUUUAUACUUAUUUAUUUACAUGAUAACUAAUUAUGAAUAAUUAAUCCACUAAAGUUAAGCGCUGGCUACUAGGGCCUUCGGCAUGGAAAAUAUAAUUUUAAAUUACAUUACAUCCAGGCAUAAAAAAAUUUAACAAAAACUGUGAACUUGAUAUUUUUAACAAAAACAAAGCUGCAAUAAAUUCUUUAUUUAGAAAUUUAACUUUGAAAUGAAUUAAGUUUUUGCCAAUAUGAUUCUAAUUUUAUGAACAUCUUGACUAACUCUGCUACUCCGUCAUUCCCACCAUCAGCUUGUGAUACAUACGUUAUUUAUUUAUAAGUUCAAUUUCGUUUUCAUAUUAAAAUCAUAGCGAUAAAGGCACUGUCCGACGUGGCAAGCAAAGUGCUUUCAGCAAGUCUGUAAAACAGGAUUUUAGGAAGUAAAGCAGUCUCACAAUGUAUGUGAAGUAUUUAUCGACUUGAGAGAUUUUUGGUGGGAUGCUCAUUAAACUGGGAUGCCCCUUAUAACAGUAGUGCAAAACUCAUAAUUCUCUCUCUCUCUCCCCACAGAGGUGUUGUUUGAGUCACAAUCCAGGCCUAAUUAACACAAAAGAUUCCAUUUUGAUACGUCACUUUUAGAACCGUUGCUUUUUAUUAGUUCAACUAUCUUGAUUUGACUAUGACUCUGCCUAUGUUGUCUAUUUUAUUCUGCUUUAAAAAUACUAUUCCGAUUACCCAGGUGAAAAGGCUUGGAAGUUUUGAGAUCUUUCGGAUAUACACCGCCGCCGACGCCGCAAUCCAUCUUGUAUUCUCUUUGAUUACUGAAUUCAAAUCACAUUUAUUUCGGAUGGGGAAUUUUACCUUAAACUCUAUUCUAGCGUUUAGGGUAGUGGGAGUAAAAACUGAUGUAGCAAAUAAGUCUUCGGCUGUCUAAAAUAACCUACUUUUAUUCUGACGGGGGUAUUCGUUGAUAUUGUAAGUCCAUUGGUAACAGGGAGAGCAUCGGAGUACUCGAAUUCAGGCACUUCACUCGCAAACUAACUGUCAGAGUUCGCUCGAUUUUAAAUGACAUGUGCAUUUUAAAUUGGUAUGAAAAAAUGUUUAACUUUUUUUAAAUUCUCAAACCAAAAUCAGUCAAAAUGCAUUUUUAGAGUACAUGUUUUUUUUGUUCCAUUAAUUGUUGCACGCACGAGUUUUGAAAUUGUUUUAUUUGCCCCAAGCUAGAUUUACACAAACAUCCCCAUGCAUACUGUAAACAUAAUAUAUUUGUAAUACUGAGUUAUUAAAGAAUUGUUUUAAAAUUAAUUAAUAUACAUUUGUAAUUAUUACCUAUAAAUAUUAUUUGUAUGUAUGCAUAUUUGUAGUAUUAGAGAGCUGAAGGCUCGUUAAAUGAUAACUUAAAUGUGUAGAUUGUCGAAAGAAAACAUUACAGCAAAAAAACAACAAAAAAAUUAAAUAAAAAUAAAGACAAAAACAAAUGUAGAGAGCGAACGCAAGUAUUGUAGUUGAUGCAAAAAGCAAAAACAAAAACAACAACCACAAUUUGCGAUA